This is a messenger RNA of Penaeus monodon (black tiger shrimp), 980 nucleotides long. Its product is annotated as glutathione S-transferase theta-1-like. NCBI's taxonomy places the organism in Eukaryota, Metazoa, Arthropoda, Malacostraca, Decapoda, Penaeidae. The coding region runs from base 75 to 863 and encodes 262 amino acids. The transcript has 6 exons. Gene Ontology annotation, molecular function: glutathione transferase activity. Gene Ontology annotation, cellular component: cytoplasm. Gene Ontology annotation, biological process: glutathione metabolic process. The record is from RefSeq and is a predicted model, not a curated record.
ACCAAGGACGGCCAUUUUCUGCCAAGGCUCAGGGGCCGACCACAGAGAACGGCAGCUCCUCCAAAACUCUAACCAUGGCAGCUUCUCUUACCCUUUACGUUGACCACAUUUCUCAGCCAGCCCGAGCCUUGUCUCUCCUUUGCAGGGCCAUCAGGGCACCACAUCAUGAACAUCACAUCAAGUUACUUAAAGGGGAACACAUGAGAAAAGAUACUUGCGUAACCCCUUUCAAAAAAUCCCACAAAGAAAAUGUAAUUAAAACCUCCACAGCUGCCUCUUUGCCCCAGAUUGCUAAGGUCCUUCUGAAAUUACAAAGAAUACAGUUAUACAAAGUGCCAAAAUUUCAGAUCCUAGAACAAAAGCUUCCAAAAAUCAGCCCACUCAUCGUAGGCAAAAAAUCCUACUGUGCAGCCUUGAGAUUCAUUGCAAAUAAAUAUGACUCGACUGGGAAAUGGUACCCUCAAGAUCUUGAAGUCCGAUGCAAGGUUGACGAAUACUUGGACUGGCAGCAUCUUAACACUAGAGCUCAUGGCAUGGGAUUCUUCAGAAAUAAGAUUCUGUUGCCAGCACUGAAGAAGAGUGAACCAGAUAUGAAAGUGGUCAAUGAACACAAAAAGGAACUAGGCCGAGUUGAGAGAGAUUUCAAGAAUUACUUCCUAGGAUCAAAGCCAUUCAUUGCGAGCGACCACAUUACCAUCGCAGACUUGCUUGCUGCCUGUGAAUUUGAGCAGCCUAUAGCUGGGGGUUACAGCAUGUCUCAGCCUAUCCAAGAUUUCAUUGAAAGGGUGAAGAGUCAGAUAGGGCCAGAUUAUGAUGAGCUGCAUUCUACCAUGAGAGAUUUUGCUGCAAAGGCUUCUAGGUAACAAAGUAAAGAAUUUGUAUUUGGUUUUAUUUUUGUCUGGUUCUAUAUAGAUUAGAUACUAUUCCCAUAGCAAAUUAUUUCUGUAUGAAAAUUUAAUUGAGAAUAAAUUUGUGAUAAA